AUGGCCCCGGAGGAUUGGAGGAUGUGCUUGCCAGCCCAGUCGUGCCGUUCGAUGAUGUCGCUGAAGGACGUCUUGGGGAGACUUCAAAGCCCAGGGCGGCUUAUUGCAUCUAUUGUGGCAGGAGAUCGCCUUGAAGUGAUUGUAAACGGCUCCGAAGACAUUCGUCGAAGCUCCACUUGGGAACCGUGUGUGGUCCUUGCUCACGACCUGCAGACCGUUCCUCGGCAGACAAUUGGCCAUCGCCAUGGCACUGCAGAGACGCCUCGCGCCUCGCAAGCGCUGAAGCCAAGGGUCACGGUAGAGGAGAAUGACACGAUCCUCGUUGGAACUGUCAGCGGCUGGCAGCCAGCGAAAGUCCUCAGCAAAGAUCCCGAAGAUGAUACCCUCGACCUGGCCUUCCCCAGCGGAGCGCAGCUGCAGUCCGUGCGGCCGCGCAUUCGACACAUGCAAGAUCAGACUACGCGCUUUGAUCAAGGUGACUCGUACAACGAUGUGGCAGAAGGCGAACGCAUCAAGGUGGACACCUCGCGUGGUUGGGAGAUUGCCUCCGUCGUGAAAAAACAUGAAGGCACCAAGUCCCUGGACAUUGAAAUGUUCCCGGACGGGGAAAGAUUUGAAAGCUGCAAGCCUCUUAUCCGAAAGCCCAAGACCAAAGCAAAUGAGACUGCGUUGGCACUUUGGGCAGAGAAUCAGCGGCUGCGAAGACGAAUAGCCAUAAUGUCCAGCCUGAAAGCAAUCUUCACCUCGACGGCUCUUGCGAAAGUGGCCUGGUAUAUCGCACGCCACCAUAUCAAUGAGUACGUACAAGAAUACAAACACAAUGGAAUCCCGGAUGAUCCAGACUUUCGUGAAAACAUGCGGCUUUGGGGGCUGUCGUAG
This is a messenger RNA of Symbiodinium sp. CCMP2456, 879 nucleotides long. The record is from the annotation of a GenBank genome assembly. NCBI's taxonomy places the organism in Eukaryota, Dinophyceae, Suessiales, Symbiodiniaceae.